CUCAUUAGCUGUUGUCUAUGAGAGUUAACUCUUGGAUUGGAUACGCACAAAUGUGUUAAAUACCUAUUAAUCCAAUGGAAUUAAAAAGGUUAAGAAUGAAAAACUGUAUUUGUAAAUAAUAAGUUUUGGGUAUGAACUGUUUAGGCAUUUGCUGAAGAAUAAUUAAGGCUAUAUCUAUAUCCAGAUAGCCCCUGCCAGGACCCACUUUAUUGGUUAUGGUGAAUUGUCGUGAGACCAUGUCUUGAAUUUUGCUUGACCUCUUUUUCUUGUAAAUCAUGUGGACCAAAGAUACCAUAUAAUAUUACAAGGGAGCCAAGAUUGCUUGACCUUGCUUUUUGCUGCACUUUUAUUGCUUGCCUUGCUGGUUUGGUUUGAUUUAGUCAUAUUGCCACCAAGAUUCAAUUCGUGCUUAGUGCAUUGGUGUUUUUCUCAGUGAAAUUAUAAUGAUAAAGCAGAAUCUGCUUCUAGAUGGGUUUCACUUUUCAAAGUAUUGGUUCUCAAUAAUGACCCAAUAGAUUGUAAAGGCUUCUUUCUUUUAUAUUUCAAGCCCUGAAACUAGUUUUAAGUUAUGCCUUCAAAGUUCAAACUACUUCUGUGCAAGUAUGCAUUGCAUGACUACCAAUUCUAAAAUUUCCCUUAUCAGAAGACAAUUAUGCAAUUGCAUAAUUUAGUACAAUAAAAGGGGAGGAUAGUUGCUGCUUAUGAGGCAGCAUAGAUCUUCCAUAAUGAAAUUCAAAAUGACAUGAUGCUGGAAUCAUAACUAAAGUUUUGGCCUUUUGGAUAUGAUGACCAUUUUGAUAUCUAUUCCAUUUCUUAUUCAUGCAAAUUGUGUUACUUUUCCCUCCAAUAGAGAUGCAGAUUUUGCAGGGGAACUGGCUCAGUGACCGUAGAGCUUGGUGGGGAUGAGAAAGAAGUCUCUCGAUGUAUCAAUUGUGAUGGUGUUGGUUCUUUGACAUGUACAACAUGUCAAGGCACUGGAAUACAACCCCGUUAUCUUGAUCGCAGGAAUGAAUCUUUAAAUUGUGUUUUCUUUUCUUCCUUGCAAACAAGGUAUGAUUGAAUGAACAUAUUAUUGACUAGUGCUUUGUAUGCUUGAAUAAUUCUGAUUGCUUCUCGCAAUUGUAUAAUUGGGAAAAUAUGAUCAGCAAGGUUAGCUAUUCUUACUAAUUUUAAGAUGUUGGGUGGAAAUGGGAACUUUCCACUGAAUUAGCGUUGUGCUAAAUAAGUCAAUUGAGUCUUAAGAUUUUAAUAAAAUAUCGGAUGUCUAGAACAUGCUGAAAUAGAUUAAGCUAGCAGGAAAGGAAUUAGCAUUUACAUUUUUUUUAUUAGAAUUAUUAUCAACUUGAGAGAGAGGCAAAGAGUUGAGAUUCUAAAUUGUGUUACUAACACAAGCAUGUAUUUUGUUGUGAGCAUAGAAUUCAAGGACGAUGAUUGAAGCCCUUCAGAAGCAGAAGCAAUGGUUUUGGACUCAAUCCAGUGGCUAAUCAACUCUGUAGGGUGAACUAGAAGAGAUCACUUUUUCUGUCAACACUUUUCCAUUUUCCAUCAAGUUCCUUCUCAUGCUUUGUUCCAAUGUAAAAUUUAGCUAGUGAUAAAGCUUUCUUCAUUCCGUUGGAGGAUGUAGUCUCGUCAUAAGAUGAAAGACAGAAACGGUGGCGUUGUUGUUAACUACAUGCUGCCGUGGGGAAAGAAACAAAUAGCAGUUGCAGGCAGCACUAGUGUUUCAGCUCUUUUGGGAGGCUUGGAGCUAUUGGGCAGCAAGAGUGCCUCUUUGACUGAAUUGAAGAUACAGAAGGUUUGUUUCCAACGUUCUUGCAUAAUAUCUAGGGUUUAGCAGAUAAGCAAGAGAAGAUGUUGUACAUAAUAGGUCUAGGAUUGGGAGAUGAGAAGGAUAUUACUUUAAGAGGUCUAGAAGCUGUGCAGAAAUGUGAGAAGGUGUACAUGGAAGCCUACACUUCUCUUCUCUCCUUUGGUCUCUCCACUGAUGGACUUUCCACUCUGGAAAAUUUAUAUGGGAAACCAAUUGCCAUUGCUGAUAGAGAGAUGGUAGAAGAGAAGGCUGAUGAUAUAUUGUCAUCAGCUCGUACUUCUGAUGUUGCUUUCCUUGUUGUUGGAGAUCCUUUUGGAGCUACAACACAUACAGAUCUUGUUGUUCGAGCUAAGGAAUUGGGGGUUGAUGUCAAAGUGGUACACAAUGCGUCUGUGAUGAAUGCGGUUGGGAUUUGUGGAUUACAAUUAUAUCGCUAUGGAGAGACUGUUUCAAUCCCUUUUUUUACUGAUAAUUGGAGACCUGAUAGCUUUUAUGAAAAGAUAAGAAGAAAUCGUGAACUUGGAUUGCAUACACUUUGUUUAUUGGAUAUACGAGUAAAGGAACCUUCAUGGGAAUCCUUGUCUAGAGGAAGGAAGAAGUAUGAACCCCCUAGAUACAUGACUAUAAACAAUGCAAUUGAUCAACUCUUGGAGAUUGAGCAAAAACGUGGGGAAUCUGCAUACAAUGAAGACACUAGCUGUGUUGGCUUUGCUCGGUUGGGAAGUGAGGAUCAGAUGAUAGUUGCUGGGACAAUGAAGCAACAGCUGGCAGUUGAUUUUGGAGCACCCUUGCAUUGUCUUGUAAUUGUGGGCAAGACACAUCCCCUAGAAGAAGAAAUGCUGGAUGUUUACAAACUUGAAAGUGCGAGGCAAGACCAAAAAGAUGAUGAAAGUGCAUGAUAAUUUUCCUUGGAGAAACAAAUAUAUGUAAUUUGCAGCUGUUUGGGAGAGAUAGGACUCUAGGCUUCAUUUGCAUUUCUACAGGCCAGUUCUGUUGAGAAGUUGGUGCAGCGUGCAGGAAGAGUAGCAACAUAUUUCUUCUGCAUGAGGUGCCAAGCGAAUUCCAUUUCUGACUCAAUAUUCAUGUAGCAUCCUAUGUACACUUAAAAGAAAUAUACAUCUUUACCCUAAAUUUUGCAUCAGGGUACACCGUAUAUCGGUGUGUUUAUCAAUUGAAGCCACUGUAGCUUAAGAGUUGCGCUAUUUAUAUGGUUUUCCUCAGUUUUUUCAUGUUAGUGACACUAGGGUUGAUAGGGGAUCAGAUUUUUUCGUGGGUUUGUAAUAUAUUCAAUCAAUAUCUUUACCCUUUCAAAGGCGGCUUAGGCUUUAAUAUUUUAAUUAAGAAAUCUUUGAGAGAA
This is a messenger RNA of Hevea brasiliensis (rubber tree), 3167 nucleotides long. Its product is annotated as probable diphthine methyl ester synthase. The coding region runs from base 1852 to 2709 and encodes 285 amino acids. Gene Ontology annotation, biological process: protein histidyl modification to diphthamide. Gene Ontology annotation, molecular function: diphthine synthase activity. NCBI's taxonomy places the organism in Eukaryota, Viridiplantae, Streptophyta, Magnoliopsida, Malpighiales, Euphorbiaceae. The record is from RefSeq and is a predicted model, not a curated record. The transcript is spliced from 8 exons.